CCAUGUCUAGCUUCGAACUUCCCCCUACCAACAAGAACCUCACGAGCUUCGCCGUCUAUGGCUUUGUCUACCUCCUGAAGACAUCGCAGGCCUCGCUCUUUGUCAAUCUGCGCCAGAAGUUGCCCUUCACGGCCGAUGCCAUCAUCAAAUUCCUGCUGUUCGCCCACACUGGUGAGGCAGCGCUUGCCUUUUACCGCUCCUUGCGAGCUGGCAAGUCUCUCGGCGACUCCAUCAAAUGGGCGCUCUCGACAUUUGUCUUUGGCUUCACGUCGCUCGGCCAGCAGCAGUUGGUGUUGAAGCGUCGCGCUUACUAG
This is a messenger RNA of Protomyces lactucae-debilis, 314 nucleotides long. RefSeq lists its product as uncharacterized. NCBI's taxonomy places the organism in Eukaryota, Fungi, Ascomycota, Taphrinomycetes, Taphrinales, Protomycetaceae. The transcript has 2 exons. The record is from RefSeq and is a predicted model, not a curated record. The annotation marks the transcript as partial.